Molecule: messenger RNA, 480 nt
Organism: Gaeumannomyces tritici R3-111a-1
Lineage: Eukaryota; Fungi; Ascomycota; Sordariomycetes; Magnaporthales; Magnaporthaceae
Exons: 3
Coding region: 1-480 (159 amino acids)
Source: RefSeq, a predicted model, not a curated record
AUGCCUCUUUGCCCGCCGCGAGAUGUCGACGGCCCCAGAUCGACACCGCUCCCACCGGGCGGCGGGCAGACUCUCGAUACUUGGCGCGUUGCGACGGGUGGUGAUGCCCAGCCCCCAGAGUUUGGGGGCAAAGACGCUGUUAAGGAUGCCCGGCCGACUUUGCCGGCCACACACACCUACGCCCAAUGUCGCAAGACUAUCCACAGUACCGGAACACGCUUCGGCACCGACACAGAAUACAACAGCGGGCCGAAGGGGGGCCCGAGGCGCUUCAGUCAGGUCGGGGCGGGCAACGACGAGGCAGACGCGCACAACCGCUGGAGGGGAUUGCCGCCGGCAUCGUCAUGGGCUCUGGUCGUUAAGGGCGCCACAGGAAGCACAUCUGUGCAAAACAAGCCGGGCGAUGCGCAUUGUGCCGAUCACUUGAAGUUUAUGAAGAUUCCAUGGCUGUGGAUCGCGCAAUCAACACGCAUAACGUAA